GUGCUUGUUGUAGACUUUCGGUGGUGGAAACUUAAGAGAAGAGGCGCUAGCAGAGAUGAACUACUGUCUGAGCGUAGGCGGGGGAGUGGAAGGGGGAGGUGACAGCAAUGAGCAGAGAAGCAGGCAGUGCUGAGAGAGCAGGGAGACCCUCAGGAUCAGAGACGUUAGCAGACUGCAACCUAUAGAGCAUGAGAUGCUGCUAGGCUUAUCAGCGGCGGGAUUACACAGAACCACACGAAUCGAUACCUCAAGCCCUGACCUAGGAGGAAACCCAAGCACUCACCCCUUCCCAAUGUGCGUGAUGCAGGCAGCUACCCUCCAGAAAUUCUGUAUUCCUUGGUGAAAAGUCUACAAGACAGUCCAGCAUUUAGGAGUCUAAGGUUCAAAAACAAUGCCAGCAGCUGCAGUUCAGGAACAAUAACAAAGAAAAGCAACAAAUGCGUAUGCAAAGAAAGCAGGAAGAAAAUAAAUAUUAAAAAGAAGAUAAAGAUUAAAAAGAAGAUAAAGAUUAAAAAGAAGAGGUACAUCAGAAACAGAACACUCUAGAAAUGGAAAUGCAGAGAAAGCUGAAUGAGGCAUACUGAGAACAAGUGGCAAAGAGAGAGAAAGGAGGACGUUUAUACACAAGAAAGUAAAAUGUACAACUUGCUUUCAAGAACUGAUGAAAAUGCUUAAAGGAAACAUCUAAAGACCCUGUUUUAUAAAUCCCAAUAUACAUGUUUGGACAUCGUGAACUAAAUCACUCUUGUGGUGGUCACAUAUAUCUGCUAAGAGAAUAUGGAAUGGAUAAUCUGAAUGUUGCUAAAAUAUCAGUUUCUUGUUCCAGUCUAAUUAUUUCUUAUGUAAGGUGGAAUUUCUUUUAAGUUAGUAGAGCUUUACAGCAGCCACAUUGCAUGGCUUUCUGUAGUGAUUAGGAACGAUCAGUUACAUCGUACACAGUGCAUUCUAAUCAAGAAAUCUAAAUCUCUUUGACGUCUGAUUAGUUUUUACUGGACCAUAAACAUCUGGCAACCUAAAUCAGCUCAGGUCUUGCAUGUUGGCACACCACUGUGCAACCUGUAUUGGUGUUUCUUUAUCUGAAAAUGAUCUACUGUGCCUGGAGUUGUGAUCACCUCUGCUCUAAGGUCUGAACAUCUUAUAACCAUAACAGCCCAGACUCUGCAUGUUGGCACGCGUGUCUGAUUCUGCAGAUAAUGGGCUGUGUGCAUUGUAAAGAUAAGGGCUCAAACAAGUCCCAGAGUGACAGUGGAAACGGAAGCAAUAGUCAAGCCACAAACGCUCGCUACGGGCCUGAUCCUACACAGGCAAGGCAGGACAACAACCCUGUUUUUAUUCCAGACUUCAACAACUUCCACAACACUCCAGCGGUUUCAACACCAUCGUCAUUUGGUGGUCCUAUCUCCUACAACUCUACAACUUUGCACUCCAGGGUAGGAGGCAUCACAGGUGGAGGUGUAACAUUCUUCAUCGCUCUCUAUGACUAUGAUGCCAGAACAGAAGAUGAUCUCACCUUUGUAAAGGGAGAGAAGUUUAACAUCAUCAACAACACAGAAGGGGACUGGUGGGAAGCAAGAUCCCUCACAACAGGAAAGACUGGUUACAUCCCAAGUAAUUACGUGGCUCCAGUUGACUCAAUCCAAGCAGAAGAAUGGUACUUUGGAAAAAUUGGCAGAAAGGAUGCAGAGAGGCAGCUCCUGUCUCAUGGAAACCCACGUGGGACUUUCCUCAUCCGAGAAAGUGAAACCACUAAAGGUGCCUACUCAUUGUCAAUCAGGGACUGGGAUGACAAUAAGGGAGACCAUGUCAAGCACUAUAAAAUCCGUAAGUUGGAUAAUGGUGGGUAUUACAUCACAACCCGUGCACAGUUUGAGACGAUACAGCAGCUUGUUCAGCACUACAUGGAGCGAGCUGCUGGCCUGUGUUGCCGCUUGGUGCUUCCAUGUCACAAGGGGAUGCCAAAGUUGGCAGACCUGUCUGUCAAAACCAAAGAUGUGUGGGAGAUACCUCGAGACUCACUGCAGCUCAUCAAGAAACUGGGCAACGGGCAGUUUGGGGAAGUGUGGAUGGGAACUUGGAAUGGCACUACAAAGGUAGCCAUUAAAACAUUGAAGCCUGGUACUAUGUCCCCGGAAGCAUUCCUAGAAGAAGCACAAAUCAUGAAAAGACUUCGCCAUGACAAGCUGGUACAGCUGUAUGCAGUUGUAUCCGAAGAACCUAUUUACAUUGUCACUGAGUUCAUGAGCCAAGGAAGCCUGCUAGAUUUUCUAAAAGAUGGAGAUGGAAAGUACCUGAAGCUUCCUCAGCUGGUUGAUAUGGCAGCUCAGAUUGCUGCUGGAAUGGCUUACAUUGAAAGAAUGAACUACAUUCACAGAGAUCUCAGAGCUGCCAAUAUCUUGGUAGGAGAUAACUUAGUAUGUAAGAUUGCUGACUUUGGACUAGCCCGACUGAUUGAAGAUAAUGAAUAUACAGCACGGCAAGGUGCCAAAUUCCCAAUCAAGUGGACAGCCCCUGAGGCAGCACUUUAUGGCAAAUUCACAAUAAAGUCUGAUGUAUGGUCAUUCGGUAUUCUUCUAACAGAGCUAGUCACAAAAGGGAGAGUGCCAUACCCAGGAAUGAACAAUCGUGAAGUACUAGAACAGGUCGAAAGAGGUUACAGAAUGCCUCCCCCUAGUGGAUGCCCAGUUUCUUUGCAUGAACUGAUGAUUCUGUGCUGGAAGAAAGAUCCAGAGGAGAGGCCAACAUUUGAGUACUUGCAGUCUUUCCUGGAGGACUAUUUUACUGCCACAGAACCACAAUACCAACCUGGAGAGAACCUGUAAAUCUCUUCUGCUGAAUGUGAUAUUUUGUCUGUCGUAUAGCAAAAACCUGGAGUAUCUAUUCACCUUUUACUUUUUUUUUUGGUUGUCUCCUCUGCAAGAUUCGGAGGUUUCAUGCCAGUUAUUGUGGACAACAGACUGCUUACAAAGACAUUGUUUAAAAGCUGAGGUAUUUUGGCUUUAAAAUGGCAGGGAGAUUUAAAACAUUUUUUUCCUCGUGGUUUCCUCUUUCCCAAAAUGAAAAUAAUGUAUCUCUCUUCUAAUGCGCUUCCAAAUGCACAUACUGUGGAAUUACUGGUGAGAGGAGUUUGGAGCACUAAAAGGCCGUCUUAACUAGACUGAACCUGAAAUUUUCAAACAUAUGAGGAGAGGCAUUAUGUGAUUCCCUCCCAUGAAAACAUCAUUAUGAUGCUCCAUGUCAAGAGAUUCGGAAUUAAAACAGGUCAUAGAUUCCACUGUACCUUCAGAGGCCUACUCAUAGAGCCAUAUUAUUUGGGCUUUACUUUUUGUUUCUUUAAAAGGUAAAUGUGUGGGAAGGAAUGGAGGCUAAUAUUAAGCAAAUCCUCACACUGGAAUAUUUUAUUACCCAGACAUCUGACCACUGCAAACAUUUAAGCAGGGCCAGAAAUAGGCCAUGCUACUGUUUUAUAGUACUUUAUUUUAAACUAAUAUGAGUGAGCUGUCAGAUGGUAAAAAACAACUUGCCAUGGUGUGCUGUAUGAUUUCCAAGCAGACAGACAGACAGACAACAAGUGUGCCAGACAUGAAGACAGCUGAAAGAACUGAGUACUUCAGUUUAGAGAAUAGACUGGUUCAGUGUGUUUUUUUUUUAACAAAUCAUGUUAGUGGUAUAUACUGUGAUGAACCUGCCUCUACUCUUAUUUUCCCAUCUAUGGAGACAAGAUUUUUUUUUUCCUUUUUCUCGUGUGUUUCCUGCAGUCCAGAAGAUGCAGCUAGUAAUAUGUUAUCACUUAAAGUGCUUGGGCAGAUUUCUUUUUUUUUACUUUGAAGGGAAGGCAGCAGAAACUCAGACUAUCUGCAUUGUAGAAGUUAUUAAUACGUGUGAGAAAUGAGAAAUUCUUCAGACAGUGAGCUACUUUUAUAUAACUGAGGUGGGAGCGCAGAUUAGCCUCUGAAUUGUAACUAUAGUGCCUUCUCUUUAAUGAAGGAAUUUCUUGAGACCAAAAAGAAAGAAAGAAAAUCCCUUCCAUAUAACUGCAUAUUCUCAUUUAAUUAAUCCUUCUGUCCAUUUUACAAGAUCUUGGUUUUAGCAGGUAUUUUUUAUUCAUGCUACCAGCACAAGGGUUGCUAUGUACUUUGCUAUCAGAUGCUUCGGGUAAAAUCGUCACAUUACUCAUUUAAAUGGUAAAUAUCCAGCUAUACGAAAAUCCAUUACCAGCCAUUUCUGAUCCUAAGGCAUUUUUGUAACCAGAAACUCAACAAUGUUUUUUACAAGUAAAAGCAACACCAGAGCCUGUGACUGCAGUGGAAAUGAGGUUGCCAUAUUACUGCAUCUUGGGAAAAUAUAGCAGUUUAAACAUUUAGUCCUUAAUUGUUAGAUCAUCCUAGCCAGUGGAUGGUUUCACAUUCUACAUUAAACAAGUGACGUUAUAAGAAUCAUUCUGUGCAGCAGGUCUGUGUGUAAUUAACAUACCAGAGCAGUUGAGUAUUUGAUACCAUUUAUUUGCACUGAAGGGUUCUGAGUAAACAGCACACCAAAGCACUGGAAUCUAUUCUAAAUGCAUUGCAUGUGUUGAUGGUUUCCUUGCCAUAUCCAAACAGCAUAUUUAUAACACAUACAAGUCCUUAUCCUGGUUAAACAACAUGCCUAAGGUUGUAACUUUAGGCUUCACAGAUAAAUAGAUUGUCUAUGCUGAUGGUUUCUGGUUAAUUAAUGCAUCCUAAGCCUUUCACUCAUGUAAAUAAUUUCCAUGUCCCAAUCAGCAGGAGUUCUGUAUGUCAAUCAUACUCACUUCAUCAUAUGGCAAAAUCCUUGCCCCUAGAGCAGAUGGUUUGCCUUGCAUGAAAGUCUAUGUCCUAAAAUACUGUAAAAUACAGCCAGACCCUUAAAUAAUGUUUGAAAGCAUUUGCUACUCCUAAGUUUUGUGUUAGCAACACACCAACACCAGAGAACCCUGCUGUUUUUAUAUCUAUCUAUAUAUAUAUUUUUUAAAUCAAGAUAACCUAUCCUUGUACCAAAAAACCUUAAUUACUUCUCCUCAUUCAUAUCCGAAUUCCUGUUGCAGUCCAUACUUACUGUCUGCAUCGAAACAGUUGCCCUUCUUGGUGUUACCCACUGUGGCAGGAUGUGGGCACCUGCACUUGAUGAUGGAUGCCUAGGAGUUGCACAUUUUGAUCCUGUUAUUCUAUACUGGCUGCAAUAUGAAGAACACAAGACACAAGCUAUGGCAUGCAUGCUUUUAUGCACGUUCAUCCUCAGGUACUUGUUGGAGCCAGUGAGCUAGCAUUUCACUCCUAGCAGUGUAUACCCAGAAAGAAUGCACCAUGCGGCUGUUGUUCUGCAAAGAAAUUCUCAUACACUUUCUGAGGAAGGGAAUUGCCUGAUAUCAGUCUCUUCGUCCCAUCCCUUCUUGUUGUCAUUCCCACUCAGGGGCCCUUAAUUGAACCCUGGUGAUCAGUAGAGUAGUCAGGAACAAACCCUCUACUUAUCUCCUGCUUUGCUUUUAAAACUUGUGUAUGUUAUUUUUGUCAAUAAACAAACUACAAAACAAAUAAUUAUUUUUCCUGUUGUAGGGCCAGUCCAAUCAUGCAGAAAUGGUUUGUUUAUUGUGAUGCCACCAGCCCUGGUUUCAUGCAAGAAAAUGAACCAGAAUGAGAGAGAGCAGCAAAGCAUAUGCCGAUUAUUAUUCCUUCGCUGGGUGGAAGGGCAUUUGUGCAUCCGGAUAUGUCCAACUUUCUGGAAUGCAUGUGCUUGCACCAGUUGCACUGCAUGCAGAUAGCUACACAUUACAUCUGCUUUCCUGAACUUCAACAUAAAACUCAUAGGUUCAUAGGUGUGUACUAGGCUAAUGGCCCUGGGGCCUUUACAAGCCUAGCCCAUAAGAUUACCCUGGCAUAGUGCCACCCGACCUUAGUUC
This is a messenger RNA of Protopterus annectens (West African lungfish), 5914 nucleotides long. RefSeq names its product FGR proto-oncogene, Src family tyrosine kinase (gene FGR). Gene Ontology annotation, molecular function: signaling receptor binding; non-membrane spanning protein tyrosine kinase activity; ATP binding. Gene Ontology annotation, biological process: cell surface receptor protein tyrosine kinase signaling pathway; integrin-mediated signaling pathway; cell differentiation. Gene Ontology annotation, cellular component: extrinsic component of cytoplasmic side of plasma membrane. The record is from RefSeq and is a predicted model, not a curated record. The transcript is spliced from 20 exons. Bases 1194 to 2819 code for a protein of 541 amino acids. NCBI's taxonomy places the organism in Eukaryota, Metazoa, Chordata, Ceratodontiformes, Protopteridae.